This is a messenger RNA of Vigna radiata var. radiata (mung bean), 1402 nucleotides long. Its product is annotated as dnaJ protein ERDJ7. The transcript is spliced from 10 exons. Gene Ontology annotation, cellular component: endoplasmic reticulum membrane. NCBI's taxonomy places the organism in Eukaryota, Viridiplantae, Streptophyta, Magnoliopsida, Fabales, Fabaceae. Bases 95 to 1012 code for a protein of 305 amino acids. The record is from RefSeq and is a predicted model, not a curated record. Gene Ontology annotation, biological process: protein folding.
AACUGUGGCAAGAGAGCAUUCGAUUGGGGAGUUUGGGUCAACAGAGAGAAAGUGGGGAACAGAAGUAAAAUAAAGCCUCCACGUUUUCCGCGUCAUGGAUCCGCUGCCGGCAGCGCUCCGGUGGCGCACGACCGCCAUCCCAUUCCUCUUGGCGGUCCUCCUUUUAUCCUUCGUCUCCCCUUCGCGCGCAAUCUACUGCGACGAAGAUGAUUGCUACGAUCUGCUUGGGAUUUCUCAGAGUGCCAAUGCUUCCGAAAUCAAGAAAGCUUACUACAAACUCUCCUUGAAGCAUCAUCCAGAUAAGAACCCUGAUCCCGAAUCGCGAAAGCUGUUUGUUAAAAUCGCCAAUGCUUACGAGAUUUUGAAGGACGAGGCCACGCGCGAACAAUAUGAUUAUGCAAUUGCACAUCCAGAGGAGGUGUUUUAUAAUACUGCACGCUACUAUCGGGCAUACUAUGGUCACAAGACGGAUCCUCGAGCUGUGUUGGUUGGCCUUCUUAUUAUUCUUUCAGGUUUUCAAUAUCUAAAUCAAUCAACAAGGUAUAAUCAGGCUGUAGCCAUGGUCAAGAAGACACCUGCAUAUAAAAAUAAACUAAGGGCAUUGGAACUUGAACGCAGUGGAGGGAUUACAAACAAGAAGAAGAGUCAGAAGAAUACCGUCAAGAAAGUGGAGCAAGACCUUAGCAAUGAACUCGACCUGCAGAUAAGUGGAGCUGAAAGGGCCUCUGUGUGGAAACUUCUUGGUGUCCGCUUUGUUCUAUUACCUUAUACCUUAGGCAAGCUGCUACUUUGGUCUGCCUGCUGGUUUUGGAGAUACAGAGUGAAGAAACACUCUUAUUCUUGGGAGGAUGCUUCUUAUCUGACACAAAGAUCCCUUGGUAUUCCUCUCGAUAGAUGGAGACAUAUUGAUGAAGCAACAAAGGAAGAUCUUGUGCUCAAACGCUUAUGGGAGAAAUCGAAUAUGGAGAGCUAUGUAGCAGAGAUGCGGAAAGAAUCAAAACGCAGAAGAUAGCUGCAUUGGUGGCCUCGUCUGCACUGCAUUUAAAGUUCUAAAUUUGGUUUUACUUAUGAAGUUGAACUGAACCGCGAAGUGACAAUCAAAGUUAAAAUUGGAAAGCUGCUAAUUGAUUUGCGGGAGGAGGGGGUGAUAGAAGCAGAAUUAUUCAUUUCAACCACGAAAUCGUGGAGUCAUAAACAUAGUUUAUUGAGUUUAAACAUGUCUCUGACAGCCUGUAAACAGUGAACACUAAAGAAUACCGCAUUAAUUUUAUUUUUUUUGUUUCAAAGUCAGGUAUUUAAGCCUCACGCUUCCUAGAAUCGGAUGUUCGGUAGUGGUUUUCUGCUACAAUUUUAAUGAGAUUAUAUGAAUUCUCGGCAUGUUACAGUAGAGUUUUGACUUGAA